CCACAGGCCGAGAUGACGCAAAGCGAUCGCAUGUUGUGGAACGUAUGAAUCAAGGCGAAGACGUUGACAUUGAUCUAAACGAUCCUGCUGUUGGCAACGCUGCGGUUAAAAUCCAAUCCCAGUUCCGUGGAUAUAAAGCAAGGAGAGAAGUCGAAGAAAUCAGGCAAGAACGCGAAAAUGAUCCUGAUAUCGACUUAAACGACCCUGAAGUACAGAAGGCCGCUGUUGCGAUUCAGGCUGGGUUCCGAGGGAUUAAGGCAAGAGCAGAACGAAAUCGAACGGAGCAGAACGAAGUGUCAACAGGCGAUGAUCUGGAUUUGAAUGACCCUGAAUUGAGUAAUGCGGCCGUGAAAAUCCAAGCAAACUUCAGAGGCUACAAAAGCCGUCAAGAAACGGACCAAAUGCGAAAUGCUGUGGACGGAGAUGUCAACAGGAUUGAGUUGAAUGACCCGGAUGUUGAAAACGCUGCGAAAAACAUCCAAGCUGGUUAUCGUGAGCACAAAGCCCGUACGGAAGUAAAUCAGAUCCACGAAAACCAAACCGACGACAUCGAUGUAAACGAUGUCGAAAUGCAGAAUGCUGCUACUCUUAUUCAAGCUGGAUUUCGCGGUCAUAAGUCAAGACAAGAGGUCGCUAAGCUCCGUGAGAUGAAAGAUGACGGUGUUGAUAUUGAUUUGAACGAUCCCGAUGUCCAAGAAGCAGCUAGUAUUAUUCAAGCGGGAUAUCGAGGACACAAGGAACGUACGGAUGCUGCAAGUACAAGCGAGGUAGACCUGAAUGAUCCUGAGGUAGAAAACGCGGCAAAGAUCAUUCAAGCUGGAUAUCGUGGGCAUAAAGUUCGUAAAGAUUUGAGAGAAGGAAAUGAUGAAGAGGUGCCAGAGGGUAUCAAUUUGGAUGAUCCGCAAGUUCAAGAUGCUGCUGUCGCCAUUCAAGCUGGUUACCGUGGCUACAAAACGAGAAAGGAAUUAGCGAGUCAACAACAAAAGGUAAAAACAACCCUAUAUAACAUUAUUUGAUAGUUUGUGUGGUUAGGAAGUGGCUCUUUGCCUUUCACUAUAUACUGCGACCGGGGGGUCCAUUUCCUGCAAUAUAUUCGUUUCAGUGGCACAGAAAUUCGUUUCAGAGUACUUCCAGUUGGACCAUGUAUAUCAUUCUGCACUCCUAUUCCCCCGUAUAUAUUGACACUGCACAAAGAAGAGAUUCGGAUUCUACUGCACCUCUCGAAUGAACGUUUUCGAAUGGUGGAAGUAUCCAUUAAUAUAAAAUAAAGUUAGAUUAGUUUUACAGAAUAGUUUAAUGUUCAGGCCGGAAAUAUCUGAUUUCAGUCCUCGAUCAUGUAAUGUAAGUUCCUGGAACUUGAAAGACGUGGCAAAUUGUUCAUGGACUUCCUUUGCCUCCACUUGAUGCGCAGUAAUUCAUCAAACCUUUGUUCUAUAUAAUUUAUACAGUAGUUUUAUUAUUUCAAUUUAUGGCUCUGUUCAAGUUUAAAAACUAUAGAGUUUAUGUACAGUAUUGACCCAAGCAAAUAAGAAUAUUUUGGUCCUAAGGUAAAUAUUAUACAAUUAUUGAGCGAGGUCGAGCAAAAUAUUGUGAUUUGUCAGUGGCGAGCAGUCAACGGAUAUGUCGUAGAAAACCAUUUGAAAUGUCCAUUCGAGAGAUCGAAUAGAAAAGUUAGCUGCAUUAAAUUCAACGAAUUCGACGUCGAAAGGCCUAAAUUACUGAACAUUAUUAGCAUGGAAACAUUUGGAAUCCCACUAUGCAACUUCAUUCUAAAUGAAGAACUCAUGCAUCUUUGAUAUUCCUAAGUCAAUAUAGUCCAUACUAAGCUUCAAUGCUUAAUUUAAGUAAAUUAUUUUGCCUAAACUUAUAUAAUUGCUACUGAAUAAUACAUCUUUAGCUUUUUUCAGAUCUCAUGUAUACAUCUCUCCCCAAAUUAGGUAAAUUGGUCUAGCCCCAUGCAUAGAAUGCAAGCGGUCUGUUGACCACAAUCGCUAGUUAUGGGCGCUAUACGUCAUUUUUAGUCAAAGUGUACAAAUAUAAUUAUGAUGGAUGUUGUAAAUUAGUGCAGUCUGUCGUGCUUAUUGUAAUUACUGUGGCUUCAUGUAGUCCACUUGAAAGCAUCUAAAAGAUGUGUAUUGUUGUUAUGUUGGUUAUCCUACUGAGUUCAAGUUAUCUUGCAUUAGUGCAAGCUUUGAGAAGGGAUGUUUUAAUUUUCGUUAUAUACAACCAGUUAGAUCAUGUACAUACAGUACGUCUAGAGACUAUGGUCUGUAACGACCCAAGAAUUAGUGUCCAUAUAUAUAUAACUGGACUAUAACUAUCACUGCCUCCACAGACCAUAGUUAUGUGAAGCAUAUAUACAGUAGUAGAUUAUAAAAUAUAACACAGACCAUGCACACAAGCAUAAUUUCGUUAUAUUUUAUAUUGUUUACAUGCAACAUUUGUUGUGAAAGUAUUAUUCAGCUUAAAGGAAAUCGUUUAACAGACAAGCUGACUAUAUAGCUAUAUACCAUGCAGUCAGAUUUUUUUCACUUAUCACUUCUGUAAAGAAGUGUAAUAUAAAGUAAUGUACAUAUGGAGCAAAUUGGCAAACAGACAAGAAACUAAUUAAUUUGCUUCGCGGUAACUUUCUUCGCAUGUUUUCAAACGCAUGCCAAGUACUGUAUAUCUACAUGCAGGUAGCUAAACUGGCAGGAAUAGGUUCAUACACCACUCCAUAGAAAAACAUAUGUAGUAAGUCAAAGUAAAUACUUUAACUUCCAUAGAACUACUGUGUAUGUUUUGUAUCAGCUGAAUGCAAUAUAUUCUCGUAAUUAUAUUUGUUCACCAAUUCAUUAGAUUCGUGUUAGUUUUUUGGCUCGUCUUUCUAUAAAGAAUAUAAAUAUUAUACUACCUUGGACAAGACUCUGUAGAAUCAAUAAUAACGCUUCAGUUUCGCGGGUCAUCACGUAGCGAUAGGAAAAGAUUAUGUGAUUUGUCAUUGUUUGAUACAAUGAAACUAUGGAAUGAUUUUUUUAAAGCGAGCCAAGGAUGGGGGGGGGGGGGAUAGGCCGAAUCCUCCGCCUACAUUUCCCUUAUAGUAGCAUGCACGCUCAGUUAUUGAAUAAAACCUUGUAUCCACUCCGGCGAUGACAUCUCAAACGUGGGGGUCCGGUAUAUGUAUAGUAUUAUACAAUAGGCAGCAGCUGUGCUUUGGCUCAGAGCUAUAUACCUCAAUACUAAAAACACUUCAACGUUUCCAGUAAAGGCCAUUCCUCCGGCAAUAGUCAGGAGGUUAGUAUAUAUAUAUAUAUAUAUAUAUAUAUAGAUACAUUCCUUUCGUUGUAUUUACCACUAAUAAAACCUCAACAUAUUUUUUUUUACUUUUGGAUCGGUGAUGUAGUUAGGUUUGGCCCAUAAUAUAUGUAUAUGCUUAAUUUCCCUCAUAAAAGUGUGCCGAAACCCACUUUUCCAUAAAUGGAGCGCUUUGGGGGACUUGGAAAAAUUUGAGGUUUUCAUGCUGUUAGUCUCGUGUUAUUGUUGCUGUCGCUGUUUUGUUCGUUCAACACGUGUUGACCAGAGAUUAUUAAAUAAAUUAUCAAAGGGUUUUUGUGCCAAGACACGGAACUGCGCUACUGAAUCAUUGAUGGGCAAGCUGCAGUGACGUGAGCGCCUUAUUGUAAUGAAUAGGCAACGUGCAAUAGAUCUCUUGUAUGUGAAGGCGUGUCCGACGGCAGUUGCCAGACCAGCUGAUCAACGAAAUUCAGUUAUCGAACGGACAUGGGGAAGUGUCAUUCUCGGAGCGCUAGUUUAGGGAAAGAAGAUGAUGCGGCGAAAACGGACGAAGUAAAAAACAACAGCACCGAGGCGAAAGGUAAAAACGAACAAACAGCGAACGGUCAAGUUGAAAACGCGGAUGAAGCGAAUGCGAACGAAACCACGGGGAAUAAAAAGGAAUCCUCGCUAAAAGAUAAGAAGGGAAAGACGAACAAGGAAUCGAAAACUGUCCGCAUUUCAGAAACGACGACAUCGGAGGAGAAAACUGAGACGACAGUUACGGAGGAAAAGUCACAACUAAAAUCAGAUGAUGUGCCGAAACCCGCACAGGUGAUCAAAGUAUUUUUACUGCACGCAGCUGUUGUCCACACAAUAAUAUUCUUCAAUGUUUUGCCUUGUUUUAUUUUCUUAUCCUGUGCCUAUCUAUCUAAGCACUUGCCCUAAAUUUAGUUUUAUAUUUCUUCCACGAUGUAACUGAUUGUCACAGCUUCCCUAUCGCACGUUUUAGGAGACAUUGUGGUUGCCUCUAGUUUGUAUGAUGUCCCGAUAAUAUGCAAAAUACAACAGCCGUAUAAAAUGCAUGCGAUUGUAUUGGUUGUAUGCGUUUGUUUGUAAUUAUAUCAAUGUUUACGUGUAACUGGAUGAAGAUAUAUUUUGUAAAUCUAGUUUAGGGAGCUUUAUUCGCUAAGUUUGUAUCUCUGUUUUUGUUUGACAAUAUACAGUCGUUAAAAGAAAAUAGCAGCCGCGAAAUAAAGCCAGUAAUUCGCGUAAUAUAUUAUUAAUAAAUUCAUAGCCUUAUGCCUAAAAUAAUAUUUACUAUUUUUGCUUAUCAGAAAAGCGUUGUAGCCUAUAUAGGCACGCAGUUGUGAAUUUGGCAUACUAAUUCCACAAAUUAUAUUGGGGAACAUUUACAGCCAUGAAUACGUUUUAGAUAUAAAUUAUAAGUGCAAAAUUUCCUUCUGUCUAUACUUUAUAUUAUGCUGCAAUAUGCAUGAGAUUUUCAUUCAGAACUUCGAUUUAUUGAGUGCUUGGUCUCUUGCAUUGGUAAUAAUAUUGUGUAUUUAGAACUUAGGACACUCUUAGAUCUUAAAUAUAGCUACUAUACUGUAUGUCAUGCAUUUCCAUGCGAAUUGGUGAACAGAGCAAACAACUAUAUACAUACUAAAUUAUUUACCGUAUCUAUAUACUACAGCUAGACGAGCAGCUUUCCUUGACAAGUGGACACUUUCGCAAAGUUCUUCUCAAUGAUGUCAUUUUUAUUUCUCGCUCGUCUUUACUUGCCCAAUAAAGUUAGGGGGAAAUUCUGAGGCGGACUUUUGGCAAGUCUAUCCCUGCCCUUGUCCAAAAAUUAUAUUAUUUUAUGAAAACGUUAAGGGUAGGGAGCGUUGCUCUGAUAGUGAAGUUGGUCAUAACGUCGUUGAUUCAUUUUUGCUCGUUAAAAUUGAGCAUUCAUUUAGUGCCUGCGGAGCUUUUGUGUUUUAUCAACAUUAAAUAGAGAAUAUAGAAUGUAGCAAUUAUUAACCAGCUUACACAUAUAAGUUGAAAUAAAAAAAUUCGUGCAAGGGAUUAUAUUUUUUAAAAAUUAUCGACACAAGCAAAAAUACUUAAAAAAAUAUUCGUACAAGUUAAAAAAGUCCCCCCCACCCCAUCACUUUUCUAAUGGUCCGCCCCUUACUGAAAUGUAUUAUAAAUGUUUUGCUUUGUGGAAACAAUGCGUGUAUUCCCCGAACCGACGGGAAAUGGGAAAAGUGCAGCUAGGCGUGGAUUCAAAAGUGCAUCGCCAAUGAUCCCCAGGGCCACAGCUCAAAAAGGACCACCGCAGCGACGAAGAUCCUUAAAAUUUCUUGAUACAAGAUUGCUUAACAAAAAUAUAAAUCACAGCUGCGUUAGUGUCGGACAUUUUAUUUUACAAGUUUGCCAUUGCAAUAGAUCCGUAAUAGAGUACUAUGGUUACAAAUGACUGGAAUUUCCACACAGAGAUAGUUCUCCAAUAACGGGGUUCCAAAAAAGAACAACUUAUGGUAUAUCUAAUUAUUUUGAAAUUAAAGCAAAGAUAACAAUUAAACACAAAUACAAGAAGACAAAGCAAACGUAUUGACGAACAAACGAACAAAAACUAAAUUUAGCAACAUGUUCGAGUUGAUAAGUUCUUUAGUGGGCGAGUGGUGUGAUAUUUAAUACAAACAGACUUAAAUGGAUCUUCAGGAUCAUAAAUUUGUUGGGUUAAUUCUACGUAAUAUUCAUUAGAUUAAAUUUAAAUGUAGUUAGAGAUGUGGUGGUAUUUCUUAUGAAGCCGGGAAGAGUGUUCCACAUAUUAGCAUCUCUGAUGUAAAAGUUUUACUUUUGGUUACAUGAAGUAGGAUGCCGUUGGUUGAACUAGUAUAUAGGAUAUUAUGUAAUAAAGUGUAAUAUAUUGUAAAACACCGCUGCUCCCCUUUUACAAUUAUGACGUCAUAGAGUCCCCCUUGGAAAGUUUUGCCCCGGAUCCCGCGCAACCUUUCGGUGGCCCUGGGGGCACACAAACUAUAUGCAUUCUCUGCUGUUAGGUAGUCAUUGUAAAUUAACUUAAUUACUUCACUCUAGAAUCGAUACUCAAGUUUGCAGGAUUUUUCAUGAUCGUGUUAAACACAUUAAACCAGCCGAAAAAAGAAUACCGGUUGUUCAACAACGUGUAAUGCAAGAGUAUGAUACAAUAAUUUAUAUUUACAUAUGUAAAUUAUUUAAAUUAUCUUGGCCCUACAAUUACGCCCGUAUUCUAAAAGCUCACUCACACUCAAUGAGUGGAGCUUCAAUCUGAGCUUAUCUUGAGUGUCAAUGCUGUUUUUGAAUAGCUGGAGGGUGAGUAGUCACCGAGUAAGGUAUGAUACUAGCCCCCCAGCUAUUCAAAAACAGCAUUAACACUUAAGAGAAGCUCAGAUUGAACCUCCACUCAUUGAGUGUGAGUGCGAGUGAGCUUUUAGAAUACGGGCGUUAGUUUGGUUCUGUGUGAACGAUUCAUAAAUAAUGCAGGUUUUGGGCCAGUCGAAGACCCUCGAAAUGAUGUGAACAAGGUGAUGACAACAUUUUGUAAGACUGGACCAAGAAAGGAUGCCCUACAUGAAUUAGUAUCAUAAAUGUACCAAUACGCCGUCCGUAAAUUAUCAUGUAUAUCACUCAUGCAUGCGCAAAGAUAAAUUCCAUCUUUCACGACGUCUAUUUAUAGAAUCAGAAUUGUGUCUAAUACUUUAUGAAACAAACGUUUUUCGUCUGCUGAAUUUCAAGGAAUCCGUCUUCACAGUCUAGAUAUCUGUAAUCACAGUGACAAACGACCAAAAAGGAUCUGUUGUGGCAGUGAAGAAACCUGUAACCACAAUGCAAAAAUCUCCAAUCGCAGUGCAAAAAUCACAGUCAACAAAACUGUUCUCACAUUACUCACAAUACAAAAUAUGUUACCACAAACACAAAAAUCUGUAAUCAAUAUGCAAGUACAGAAUACAGUGCAAAAAUCUAUGAUCAAAAUCCAAAGCUCUAUAAUCACAGUGAAAAUGGUUUGUUAUCGCUGUGCAAAAAUCUGAAAUAAAAAAAUGAGCUAAAUGCCAAUCAACUCCAAGACGAUUUAGAUGGAAAACACUGCACAGGCAAUAACAACAGGGGAACAUACUUUGGUACAUGUAGAAUGAAUAAAAUAAUUGUACUGUUCACCACCAAUCAGAUUUCAACACCGUGUCACACGGUGUCGGUGAAAUCACGGUCGUUUUAAACGAUCACCAACGAACACGAUUUUUGUUUCCAAUAUCCUAAUUUAUGCGAGUUCGUUUCUUUUCUUUAUUAUCUAGCCCGAUGACGUUGACAUUGACGUGAAUGAUCCCGAAGUGGAAAAAGCAGCAACCGCAAUCCAAGCAGGAUUCCGAGGACAUAUGGCAAGGAAACAACUCAAAUCAUCUCAAGGUACGGUGAAUUCAUUCAUUCUUCCCCAACAGCGGAAACUAGAAAUUAAGAUUUUUUCUGGAAAUAUGAAGUUACCAUUACUGGCAAGAAUGGUGAGGAUUUUUUCGCCGUGACGAUCUCUGAGAUGUUGAAGUAAGACGGGAAGUUCACAUUUGCAGUGAACAUUAUCACCAUUUUAAAGCCGAAGGCGACUUUGUUCAAAUUUGAGCAUAUUCAAUCCGAGUCCUUUUGUAGUCCACCUCGAAAAGCUCGAAUAGACCUUGUGUAUAAUGACGUCACAAGGCUUGAUGCCCGCGAGGAGUGCUGGUAUUAGUAGUAAAAUUUAAAUAGUGGCCAUUUUGAAUUGUUUAAUUGUCCCGGGCGAUGACUACUAAUACCAGCAUUCCUCGCGGGCAUCAAGCCUUGUGACGUCCUUAUGCAUAAGGUCUAUUGGCGGACUGAAUCAAAUUUGAUCCAAAUUUCUUAGCCUCUCCAAAUUCAAGGCAAAUUUGGUUGAAUUACGUCCAGAUCGAUCAGAGGACUGGUUUCUAAAUCCAAAAUCUGAUCUAUAUUCUUACCUUCUUCAGGAAGUCAUUGUUAAAUUAUCUAGGCAAUAGGUUAAAAUAACGAGGUAAAAGGUUAAAUAACCAGGAAUAUUCAGUUAACCCAAGUAGGGUUAUUUCUAGGUUAAUCCGAAUGUUUAACCAGAAAUGUUAACCUCAGUGUUUUUAGAGUGCGUGGUUGGGCACACUCUCCUGUUCCCAAGAAAAUAUGCCAAGUGUAAACGUACCUUCAGAUUAGAACUUAAUUGACAUAAUGUAUUAUGUAGGACAAAGCCACGAAACCAGUGAUGAAAUUGAUCUAAACGAUCCGGAAGUGAAUAAAGCGGCAGUUAAAAUCCAAGCUAGCUUUCGAGGCCACCUAACACGCAAGAACCUACAAGAAUAGUGCUUCAAGUUCCAAACAACGUACUUUUAACCAGAUAUACAUUUUUAACAAUAAUGGUAAGAAUUUUAUGCCGGCCUGGCCGGCUUGAACAAACACCCUAAGAUAGGGAUUAAUAUAUUUUAUCUUAUGUUAAGCAGCGGUCACUCCGAGGUAUCGUCUUGCUUUUCAAGCACAAACACAACAACACGCAGAGAAGACCAUAUAUAGUUCAUAUAGUUGUAGAUGUAAGCAUAAAAUCGCCGAGCAUAAAAUCAUCGACACAUCUAUCUGGCUUAAGCCUGGUUCACAUUGAUCGUAAACAUCGGCGAUUCCCAUUGUCGGUGGUCAUUGAUGCAUAAAAUGUUUUGUGCAUUUUCUUCUUCGUUGCUCACAGACAAUGGAUCGUAGAACAUCGCCGAUCAAUGUGAACCAGGCUUUAUAGUGUGUCCUUUUGUUCUUCCAUUGAUUCCUUUGUGCUUGUAUCCUUGUUUUUGGAUAUGCGGAAACACCAAGUGGAUACCAACUAGUUGACUCACCACGCAUGUGUGAGUAUCUUUCCAAUGGUUUUAUUGACGUUGCUGCUGAACAUGUGUGUUUGUGCUUGAUUUGGUGAUUUUAAACCAUAAAUUUGCCCCAGCAAUAUAUUUUUUUCAUAAUGGCGUCGAAGUGGUCAAACGUGGAUAAACACUUAUGCGAUGUCCCAUGGGACAGUUUUAGCGACAAUUCGCAAUGCAAAUGAUAUUAUACAUGAAAUUUGACUGACUCGGCAAUUAUUGUGGUUAAAAAUUGUCCCUUGGCACAUCGCAGUAAGGCUCCAUUUACACGAAACCGGAUUCGCUUGUCACAACAUCGAAUUUAACGGUUUCAGGAAUAUCUUGACACUUCAAAUUGCAAUUGUAUGACAACAUAAGACGAAAACGGUCAAGGGGGGAAAUUUUGUGCUCAAACAUUGAAAAGUGAAUCCGGUGUGGUGUAUCUGGGGCGUAAGAGUUUAUCCACGUUUUGCGUCAUUAUGGAAAAGGUGUAUAGUUAACCCUGCCUGCAGUGAGUGUCUUAAUACAAGUUUAGAGUAUUCAAGUCUGGUUUCUGUUAAACCAUAAGAAUCAUCAUAACCACUUCGCGCCAGCCUCGUACCCAGGCUCUUUAGUAAUUAAUAGCGUUCAGAGCUCUGGGAGAGCUAGGUGCGCGGGGAUUCAAGGCUGACUUCGCGCCAUAUGAUUGCUUUUGAUUCAGCGGAAACCAGACUAGUAGUGAAUACGAAUGGAAAUAUUUGUCUAAAAAGAGGAGCAUAUCUAUUAGAACUGAAAAGUAAUUUCUUCGAUUAUGAGAUAUUUCAUUUACUCAAUAAAGAAUGCAACCGCGUAACAUCAUUGGGAUGUUUUAUUUGGCAAAAUGAAAUGCCUCAAUAACGAAGUUUUCCAAGCAAGGAAGUUACUUUACAGUUUGUACUAACGAGUUUGUCUGAGACAAUAAAAAAUUCGCUUCGUAAAAUUCACUUUAACGAAUACAAUGUAAUAUGUUUUAAAAUAGUUUCAAGUCAACACUGUAAAUGUCUGUAAAUGUCUAAAACUUAUAAUUCCAAAACGUUCCGCAUUGUUA
Messenger RNA from Paramuricea clavata, 10188 nucleotides. The record is from the annotation of a GenBank genome assembly. Lineage: Eukaryota; Metazoa; Cnidaria; Anthozoa; Malacalcyonacea; Plexauridae.